This is a messenger RNA of Dunckerocampus dactyliophorus (ringed pipefish), 3184 nucleotides long. Its product is annotated as sphingomyelin phosphodiesterase 2-like. The transcript has 10 exons. Gene Ontology annotation, molecular function: sphingomyelin phosphodiesterase activity. Gene Ontology annotation, cellular component: cytoplasm. Bases 321 to 1718 code for a protein of 465 amino acids. The record is from RefSeq and is a predicted model, not a curated record. NCBI's taxonomy places the organism in Eukaryota, Metazoa, Chordata, Actinopteri, Syngnathiformes, Syngnathidae.
GUAGGACCGGAUGUGACGCCAUAAACGUUUGCGCAAAUGACUUGACAGAGACGUAAACGUUACUUUUAAUGUUUUCUGUACAUAUUUGGACGCUACUAAACGUACAGCCGAGUGGCACAAAGCAACUAACAAUGACGUUUUUAAUCCAAUGAUCCCUCUCAGUCGACUCGAUGCCAACAGGAAGUAUUCUGGACCCAGGCGAUACUUGCUUUUGACUUUUCGAACAUUUCAGACCAGUUCUUCUUCAGAAGGUUGCUCAUAGUUCACAUUUUGAACUUGUAACGGUUCAUAUUAGGAGCCUGAUAGAUCGUUGUGCCAUCAUGGAUCAGAAAGACUCCGCCACCAUCCGGGUCUUCUCUCUGAACUGCUGGGGGGUGCGCUACUUCAGCAAGCGCUGCACCCAGCGUUUCACCAUGAUUGCAGACAUGCUGCUGAAAGAAGAGCACAACAUCAUUCUUCUGCAAGAGGUAUGGAGUGAAAAAGACUACCUCUUCCUGAGAAAGAAACUGGCCAGUAGCCACUCUCACUGUCAUUACUUUAAAAGCGGAGUCAUUGGCAGUGGAUUGGCCAUUUUCUCCAAAUACAGAAUCCAAGACACGCUCCUUUAUCGCUACUCACUGAAUGGUUAUCCAUAUAUGGCCCACCAUGGCGACUGGUUCGGAGGGAAAGCUGUCGGCCUGGCCAUCCUAAACAUCGGCACGCUGACGGCAAACGUCUACGUGACUCACCUGCAUGCGGAGUACAGCCGCGAGAGGGAUACUUAUCUACCUCACCGGGUGGUCCAGGCCUGGGAGCUGCAGCAGUUCAUCCGUCACACGUCAGCUGGUGCAGACAUGGUGGUCCUGGGUGGCGACCUCAACAUGCAUCCCCAGGACCUCGGCACCCGGCUGCUGAUGUCUUACACGGGACUCCGAGACGCUUAUGCAGAGGCCGAGCAGUUUGACGGAUGUGAUAAUGGUCUGACGCUAAUACUGGACAACCCUUUUGUUAGCAAGAAGAUGGUGAUGCCCUUUGAGAGGGGCAUCAGGAUUGACUACAUCCUCUUCAAGGUGGCUCAAACAUUUGUUUUAUUUCAAAUCACCAUCAGUUCACAAACACUUGUUUUAUAUUUUCAGGGUUCUUGCCAAGCAGACAUUCAUUGUGCUGCCAUGUGCACCACCAAAGGCUCCGUUUCUGGACACCCUUUGCCGUACUCUGACCACGAGGCCCUGACUGCUGAGCUAAAACUUGAUGCCCACGCUGUGCCCCAGGCUGGAGGUGACUUUCAGUCCAAGAGUCGCCAUUGUUCAGGAGAUGAUGUCGCCAAGCUGGUGGAUAUUUUGACGGAGGCCCGCACCGAGGUCAAAGUGGGCAUCCACUGCGCCGAGAGGAUGCGCAGAACGGCCACCCGCAUGGUGGCCAUGGGCUUGGCCCUGCUCCUGCUUGAGUUGGCCAUCGCGGCGGUGCCCUGGUUGGCGCUGGGGGCGGAGCAAGCCUUCCCGCACACCUCCUUCUACCUGCUGGCGGCGCUGUGCUUUGCCAUCCUGCUUGGCACCUCACUGCUAUACGUCUUCUACACGAUGGAGCUCAAGUCCCUCCAGGGCACCGAGGACCAGAUGCGGCUGGCUGUGGGCGGCCUGCAGGAGAAGCUGCGGGAGUUCCCUGUGGCUCAGCCUGGUGGAACCCAGAAGAAACCCCUGGAGGAGCUGGAGCCCAAUGUCUUUUGUCCAGAGGACUAAUCGGGGGGCCUUUUCAAAUUCUAUCCAUCUACUUUCUAUAUUAACACACUCCACUAAGCCAACACUUAUUCUUAGCCAGAAACCUCUUGUUGCAAGGCAACUACUUAACCACUCAUCCACUGUGCAGCGGCUAUUUAAAUGAAUGGUGUUCAGCUUUGCACAGCACCAGUGACAUGCAGUGAGGUUUAUGGCUGUAGAGGCAGAUUUACACCAACGACUCUUUUAUGUGCACCUUAUGACUUCUUUCGGCAAAUUUAUUGUCCAAUCAGCAAGAAUAAUGACGUCACAUUUACUGUAGAAAGUCAUGGUAUGUAAUAUUUCUGCAAACAUAUUGCUGACGUGCUGAGAAACAGAAAUAUUGUACAAACCCAUUUGUGAGGGAUUGCACAUUCAGAAGUGCUGCCUCACUUCUGGUUUCUACCCUGUAUUUCAUGUUGAAAUACGCAAAUUCAGAUUUUUACAUAAAAUGUUAAAAUGGGUACAAUCGGCUUAAAUCUGCCUCACCUGAUGGCACAUCACUGCAUAGCACACUGAUGACCCUUCUUAGAUGGGUGUGAAACGUGCACCCUGGAGGCCAUUUCUGGUCCAUGGUUAGUUUUUUUUGGCUCUUCAUAUUGUAAAAAUUGAAAUAUUAGACAUCAACACAAAUUUGCUCUGUCACCUAUGUACAAGGCUAAGUGAUCUUUUGUGUCGCUAGCAUAUGUUGGAUGUUAGAGGAGAGGGGAACUUUGUUGUCCGUUUAUGCAUUUUGUGCCCCUAGAGGUCACAUUAUGCACCUGCACAAUGAUGCUUCCUGUCACAUGAUCAUAGUUUCAAUGCAAUAUUUUUUGGCAGACAUCAACGUGGCUGUUCUGAGUUUGCAUUCCGGUCACAAUCACAUUGUAGGGGACCACAUAUUCAUUAGUUCCCCUUGCACUGAGCUGGACAGCCACCAGGCAGACAUUAGCUGCAUUAUCUACUUGAACAUGCACUCCGUUGCACCCAAAACACUCUUGAUUGCAGCUUUACCUUUAGGCCCAAAACAUUUUCACUCCUAAUCAUUGACCCCCACACUUGAAGUACACAGUAUUAAGUUUUAUUCAUUACAUUACCAAUUAAGGUACAUGCUUGAUUUGUUUGUUGGAAUCUCUAAACAUGUGGACAAAAAUGCUUAUUAAUUUAAAUGGUGUGCAAUGCGCUUAUUUUAUCAAUGAUAGCAGGAAAUGAUUUAUGGCUGAGCCAAAACAUUUCACCGAAAUGAUUACAUGAAUGUAUUCUUGGGCAUUCAGGGCAUUGAUCAUUCCAACGGAAUACAGAGUUGCGUGGUUUUUGAAAGCCCCAAUAAAAACUAAUCAGGAAGGGCGUGUCGGUUUGGAGAGUCACCACUAGAGAGCACUCUUAACGCAUUCAUCAGGCUUGAUCUGAAAUGCUACGAAUCUGUAUUGUCUUUCCUAAUGUAACGAGGGCAUUGCAUGCAUUCAAUUGAA